This is a messenger RNA of Bufo gargarizans (Asiatic toad), 2167 nucleotides long. RefSeq lists its product as uncharacterized. Bases 278 to 1204 code for a protein of 308 amino acids. NCBI's taxonomy places the organism in Eukaryota, Metazoa, Chordata, Amphibia, Anura, Bufonidae. The transcript has 10 exons. The record is from RefSeq and is a predicted model, not a curated record.
GCGAUCUCUUUUCCGUACAAUAUAUCACCCGGCAAAUCUCAGGAUAACAGGUGCCUUCAGAAAACCACAGAGCAGCAAAAAGAAGACACAAAACAUCUGAAACUUUAUGACUCAACACAAUAGAAUGUUUUCUCCUCGAGGUACGGAAGUCAGGUACAAAAAAGGCAGUACACACCUCCAGGAAAGGGGCAGUGCUCAGACGGGGGCGGGGAACGAAGCUUAGAAAAGAGCCAGAGCGAACAGAAGUCACAGCGUAGACAGCACGAGAGUGAUCAACAUGGGGAUGGCUCUGCUGAUACUACUGAUCGCCACAGUGUUUGAUGUCGGUGAGAUGGAGACAUUGUCCUUGUCUGUAGGGUCCGGCUCAUCUGUUACGUUACCAACGAGCUGCACCUUUGAUCCUUCUAACAUGUAUGAGCUUCAAAUUAACAAUAAAGUAAUUGGAUCCUAUUAUAAGCGUACAUUGACUCCUCGUCUCCAAUUCUCCAUGCGGCUUCAGUUCGAUGAGGACAAAUGCAGCUUUCUACUGAAAAACCUCACGGAGGGGGACAGCAAUGUCUACACCUUUAUCACAAGGCAUCAGGAAAAUGAAAGGAUAGGAAACCAUGAGGAGCAUUUCAAUGUCACCGUGACAGGACAUACAACUCCAGCCUCCCCUAUGAACCAGUCAACAUAUCACAAAGAUGAUGACUAUGGACAUACAACUCCAGCCUCCCCUAUGAACCAGUCAACAUAUCACAAAGAAGAUGACUAUGGAUUUCUGGCUGCUUGCUUCUUACUGGAUAUGCCUGUGACCAGGCUCCUGAUGGAACUUAAUCGGCUUCUUCUCUGGUUGGUAAAAAAAUGCAAAAUAAAGUUUCCUGAAGUGCGGCCAUCUUGCUUGAAUCGUGUUUUUGAGUUCAUUUUGGGAGAACCAUUCCAGAAAGCUACCAUCUAUGGUUUUGAAAUUGGUGAAUAUUUCUCUCUGGUUUUCCAGUUGGUUGCCACCACCUUGUUCAUUGUCUGGAGUAUUUAUGGACAUGGACAUGGGGACAGGGUUGUCUGGCCAAUAUUAUCUGCAAUCAGUUUUCUUGUAGAGAUGGUGAUGAAAUUUUUCAGAUGUUGUUGCACUUGUCUGCUGAAAACGUUGAGAUGCCCCAGCUUUGUGAUGCUUUUUCGACCCGUUCUGAUAAGUGGAUUGAUUGUGGUCUUUUCUUUAAUAUGACUUGUGUGAAAAUCUGAUGCAGUUUUAGGUCAAAUUCACGCAGAAAUAUGGACAAUUCUGAAGGGUCCACAAACUUUUAAGCACCACUGUACAUGAGGGUUUCAGUACCUUUACCUGAUAAGUAUUGAUUCAUUAUUUCAGGGUUACAAUGGUGCUUCAAUUCUGCCAUUGCACCAGGAACCGGCUUCUUGUGGGUUUGAAUUUGUACCAUUGUGGUUCAUGUUGCCACUGUUCCGUGCGUCUUAGCCUCGGUUACGUGUGGGUGUGUAUUGGUGCCAAUUCUGUAUUGCAAGGGUUAAUGGCUUUGUGUGUGCAUCUGACUAAUGAGUUUAAGUCUGCAAUAUAGUUCCUGCCCCUGACUGUGUAACUUCAGUUUCUGUUGGAUAAUUGCACCUUCUGUCUGUGUCUGGAUACUGUGGAGUCUGUUUGCUAUGCGCUUGAGUCUGUUCCAUGGUCUGAAUUCUGUCCUAGUUCUGUUUGCCAAUGAAUUCCCAAGUUCUAGUUUUUCUUUGAUCAGUCUUACCAAGUUUCUGCAUCUGGACAUGCUAUAUCUGAACUGUGUUGUAAAGUUAUGCGCCUCAGUUUCUGCUCAUGUAUGAAUGUUAAGUAUGAAUGGGUUCCUGAAGCCUAUUCGUCUGUCAGUGCUCCGUGGUUUGUCUCUUGCCUUCAUCUUUGUCUGCUUUUGGAUUUCCCUGUUCUCUGCUUGGUUCUAAAUUAAUGCCUUGCCUGUGCUUCUAGUACUUUGCACUAGUGUAGCGGCACUAGCAACCAGACCGCUACUAUCCCAGGUAACGCUCUGGUUCCUAACCCACAGUGAAGUCCACAUGCCUGUACAGGAAUUAUAGGGUGAUUACUGGGAGGCACCAGAAUAAACGCCCUUAGGGUUAGUCCUACGCCAAACUAGUUAGCACACUGGGUCCACAGCCAUUAGACAGUAAUAUUCAGUUCGUAGACAAUGAAGUG